GCAUCUCUUCUUGUCAGUUAGCCAAAGACCUUGGCAUAACUCAAAAAUCAGCCUACUAUUUAUUAGACAAUUUACGGGAUAGUCUUAAACAAUCCAACUUUAUUAAAGAAAUGCUAAAAGACUUUGUGGAAAUAGAUGAAACCUAUAUAGGCGGUAAGAACAAGAACCGACAUUGGGAUAAGAAAAUUCCUCAUUCGCAGGGUAGAAGUUCGAAAGAUAAAACCCCUUUAAUAGUAAUGAUAAAAAGGGGUGGUAAUGCAAUCUCCCGAGUAGUUUCUGAUGUUAAACAAAAGACCUUGGAACCAAUAAUUAGGGCUAAUGUUAAAGAGGGAAGUAAUGUUUAUACUGAUGAAUGA
Molecule: messenger RNA, 356 nt
Organism: Funneliformis geosporum
Lineage: Eukaryota; Fungi; Glomeromycota; Glomeromycetes; Glomerales; Glomeraceae
Source: the annotation of a GenBank genome assembly